Cimex lectularius (bed bug) is the source of this 1617-nucleotide messenger RNA. RefSeq lists its product as uncharacterized. The transcript has 3 exons. Lineage: Eukaryota; Metazoa; Arthropoda; Insecta; Hemiptera; Cimicidae. Bases 180 to 1424 code for a protein of 414 amino acids. The record is from RefSeq and is a predicted model, not a curated record.
CAAUCGUUUGUUAAUUUUUAACAGCUUAAAAGUAUUUACUUGUGUAGGUUUUAAGAAAUUCUUUAAAAGUUUUUUUUUUGUUUUGAAAAGGAAAAAAAAUUUAGUGCUUUGGCAGUUUUUGUGAAAUCAACAGAAAGGCCUUUGCCAGACUUUUUAAAAGUGACAUCAAAUUAUUUGUUAUGGAUUCAGGUAGAAAUUCUGCUAUACUGAACCCAAAGUUUUCUACCGGGAUGGGGUCACCCUGGGAUAUGGCAAAAGAGAGAGCUGCACUUCAACAAAAAUCUACGUUAAGGGCUGCCGCGGAGCUUGGUAAUUUGCCGAGUGAUUAUUGUGCUUUGAAAGGGGAUUACACGAGGGUUUCGAACACAACGGGGAAUCCAUACAUCGACAGUGGGCCUGGGAUCCAGGAUCCGAGCAAAAUCCCACCGGUCGGAUACCCUCCUGUUCAUCCUCCGAGUGAACAAGCCGUUUCAGAAUAUCUAAACAGAGAAUCAGUCCCAACCUAUGUCAGGCCUGGGUAUGAAGAAAUCCCUCCACAUGGUAAUAAGUCCAUUCCUUGUGCAGAAGGCACGCCAAAACAGUACAAUUUCCUCGAGCAGACUCCAGGAAUAACGAGAGAAAAUUAUGCUAUUCCAAAGCUCGAUAUUAAAGAACCUACUAAUUAUCAUAUGCAGAUCCCUCGAGCUAAGGAUUUUCAAACACCUGGAGGGUUAGCACAAAACCAAAGACUUUACAAAGCUGAUUAUGCCAAUCCAAGACUCUCACAGGAGGGACGUAUUGGUGUUGAACAUAGUAUGAACAAGUCUUUACACGGCAUGACCGGACGGAGCUGGGAUCCAAGACAGUACCAAGAAACACCUAUAAGACCAGAAUUGCCUGCUGCCGGGAUCGGUCCAGCCCUCAGCCCUCAAGGUCUUCCGAUGUCUGAGAUGAGACCUCAAGACUAUCCGUAUAAGGCAGACACCCCUAGUAUGCCUCCUCAAGAUAAGUACAUGCAUCCAGGAAUGAUGACUCAAGAAGCUCCUUGUGGGAUGCCGCUUCAGGAAUAUAAACCGGAGGAAAAAUACCCUGAAGGGAUUCCUCAAAAUUUACCUCCUACUCAGAAUUAUAAAAUGAUGGAACGACCGAAUGAGUACACAUCUCAGCAAAAGCAACCUGAACAAACUGAAAACAUGCAAACUGCUCCAAGGCCUCAAUCUGGGACCGCACCACAAAUCAAUCUGUCAGAACUGCAUAAAGCAGAACCUACUUUUGAAUCAGUUGCACUUAAAGGUUUAAAAAGGAUUCGCACUACAAAUCAAACUUAUGGAUCAUGGAUUGGAGAUCCAUUUUUGGAGGGGAAAGACUGGUACCGUUCUCCAAGAUUCCCCCACGUCAAAACUUAUUUAACAAAGCACAAGGAAGACUCCGGGUCUUGGAUGUAACAUCAAUUUGAAAAUCACACUUGCAGAGAAGAAAAAAAAAAAAAAAAAUGAGAAAAAGAACCUGCACAAAUUUUUGUAAGACGCAAUCUGUAUGACUAGAAGUUGCACCAAUAAAUGAAAAAAAAAAUUGUUUGAAGAAACUAGGUUUUGUAGGCAAUCUAAUUUUUACAGUAAUAAAAUAUAUUGCACGAUA